GAGGACGCCGACUGUGAUCUUUCUGCUGAUGUCUUGAAAAUCUUGGUUGUCCGUGGUACAGCAGAAGAUCCAGUUAAUGUUAGCAUUGUUCUGGAGGGACAAGAGAUCCUCUGCCACUGUCAAAACCCAGCAAAAGCGUGUGCUCUGCUAAUGGGAUACAUUUAUGGGAUGAACUUGGAAUACCCUCGAGAACUUCGCUACACAUUUGAAGUUUUUCAAAAACUUUUCUUGGAGCUGGAUUUAAUCAAACUGUCCCCCAAAGUACAAGCUUUGAAAGCAAAGUUGCUUUCACAGUUCUGUUGAAUGAUGAUAUUGUUGGAUGAAGUUUAAAUCAAUUGCAUGAAAAAAAUGUUUUUGUGUUGGAUGAAAUUUAAAUCUAUUAAAUAAACAAAACAAAAAAAUGUUAGUUGUGUGGAGGAUGAAAUUUUAGAGAAUUACUUAAAAAUGGUUUUGUAUUGAAUUAAAUGGAAAUAGAUUACAUUUAAAAAAAUGUUUUUGUGUGUUGAAUGAAAUUUAUAUCAAUUACAUGUACAAAAAAUAGUUUUUGUGUUGAAAGA
Molecule: messenger RNA, 557 nt
Organism: Oryzias melastigma (Indian medaka)
Lineage: Eukaryota; Metazoa; Chordata; Actinopteri; Beloniformes; Adrianichthyidae
Source: RefSeq, a predicted model, not a curated record